Colletotrichum phormii is the source of this 1758-nucleotide messenger RNA. RefSeq lists its product as uncharacterized. The record is from RefSeq and is a predicted model, not a curated record. NCBI's taxonomy places the organism in Eukaryota, Fungi, Ascomycota, Sordariomycetes, Glomerellales, Glomerellaceae. The transcript has a single exon. Bases 1 to 1758 code for a protein of 585 amino acids.
AUGACAAGCACCCCUUUACAACUGAUUGACAAAUACAAGUCUGAGAUUCGGGGUGCCAUCAUCUAUGACACUAAAUUGCCAGAUACUGUUAAUCUGGCAUCGACACUUGCUGGUCUUCAUGGCGCUGUUCUCGCAACCGAGGAGCUGGCCCGGCGCUUCAACAUCUCCAUCAUCGAAGACUUACGACGUCGAUUCAAAGACAAAUUCGAGCUGUACGACCAUGCAGCUCGGGAGGUGUGGCCCAAGGUCACUGAUCGUAUAAUCACAGCGAUAAAGCCUCUUUCGAUUAUCCUGUACGCUAACAGAACCUGGACAACCCUUUUGAAGGCAAACUCGUCCAUUACCGACUCUUCCAAUAAUGGCACUUAUGCAGUCGAUCUAUCCCCUUUCAUGAACGGCAACGGAAUUGUCUACGUCAAUAUCACAGAUGCUUUCCCCGCAGAUGGCUAUGGCCCCUCCGUCUACCACGUCAAGGUUGCUGGCGAUGGUAAUAGGACCAUCGCAGAUUUUAGCCCUGGCAGCGAGGCGGAAGACUCCUUUCUCUUCGACGACGGUGGCUCGCACCUGGCAGACUACCCCGGGGGCUGGCGCUUCGCAGACGGAGCAUCCGCAAUGAUUUACAAGUUUGACUAUCCGCCCCAGACGACUAACCUUACACUCACCCUGUCCAUGUGGAAUCAGUUUCUCGUUUCGGCAACGUCAGCUCGGCCGGGCUACUACAAGGCCAACUCUAUCUUCCGCGACUACAUCGUCAGCACAGCGGCUCCCUGUAUAUGGCUGGAUAGCAACAGACCGCGGGAAGCAGCGCUGCUUGACAAACUCCUACGCCAGUUCCAGCCCAACGCGGCGUACCUCGGCUGGUUCCCAAACGGCGAUGAGAUGACCGGUGUCACGCAACUCGCGAGGAACGGCUUAUAUGUAGCCGCCACGGACUUUUACUUCAACCCUACGAUCUUCAGCGGUUUCAAUACCAAAAACCAGUCUCAGCAGUCUGCGCCGGGUGGGCCACCGUGGCGGCCUCCGCCUCCUCCAAAAAGAACACCCAAGGUCUUUUUGUCACUCGUCUACCUCGAAGGCGACAACAUACAGUAUGACCAGCGCAGCAUGUUUCAACAUUGGAACGACUCCGCGAGGGGAUCAGUCCCGCUCGGGUGGACUAUCAGCCCGUUGCUGCACGAUAUCGGGCCGGGCAUCCUGUCGUAUUAUCAAAAGACAUCCACGGAGAACGAUUUGUUGAUUGCCGGGCCCGACGGCGCAGGGUAUACGUAUCCCGGGGUCUGGCCUAGACGAGCUCUCUCUACCUUCUUGACGCAGAGCGGUGAGUACAUGCGGGCGACACAGACGGACGAGGUGUUAUUCGUGUACGACCGCAUCAACGCCACAGAUAACCCGCUCACGCCGGGGCUAACUCUUGGCUUUCGUGACGCCGUGGGGAGGAAUAGGCUGCGGGGGAUAUACUACGGGUCCUUUGUUUCCACGGUAGAUGCACUGCAGGUUAAUGUUACGGAGGGGUUCCCGGUGACAAACAUGGUGAGUAUUGGGAACGAGGAGAGUGGUGCGGCGACGUUGCGGAAUAUCUCGGAUAAUUGGAGGGGUCGGGGGCCUCUUUUUGUGGCGGGCGCGAUUAGUGCCUUUGAUAUGACGCCGACGAGUGUUGCUAGUAUGGUUAAGCAGUUGGGGGAUGAGUUUGAGGUUGUGAGGCCUGAUAUGUGGUUUGAGCUGUUGAGGAGACGGGAGAGUUGGCCUGGCCUUGGUUAG